AUGAGGUAUGACUGGACUUUCAUCUUGGGCAACUAUGCGGUUUCCUAUCGUGCUAAAUUGAAACUGCUGUGGUGGAGGUUUUUGUUUUCCCCGUUCCAAAUCCGCAAAAAAAAAAAAAAACAGACCGCCACGCUUUGUCCGAAGCACAUUCUUCAAAGAAAGAACCAGAAAGGUUCUGGAAGUGAAGGUUGCUGCGCGCGAGUCUUCUUGCAGCCUCGCGAGGAUUGACGAAGGUGUUGCCGCGAGGGAGGAGCGUUCGUUGUGUGGGUUUCACAAAAACAAAAAUCUAAUGAUUGUUUCGAAUAAAGCUGUAUACAUUGUUUCGAACUCCAUUUGUUUCGAACUCCGAUUUGCAAAAUAUGACCUCAAAAAUUCGAAGAAUGAAGUAAACCCGUUUCAAUCAUGUUACCAUUUUCUGUAGCAAUGCUGACGUAACAAGCAAAUACAAAUAGCUCCUACUCACCUACGGGAAAAUUAUUGAAUCAAUGUAAAUAUUCCAGGUGGAACGUAUUGCGAUUGUAAAUUACCCUCAGGCUCCUACUCUUGGGUGUGCCGCUAAGUAAACUAAAUUCAAUCAUUAUUACCCGAAAGUAAAUUGAAAUUCAAAUUACCAAGAAUACGGACAAGAAUUGGAUGUAACAACAAAAGCGAAAACUCACGAGAAUCCCUCGAUUGUAUGAUAUUGGUGGAUUUAAAGGCGAAGGCGCAGGGACAAGUGGUGAAAAAGCCAAUGAAUGCGGUAACGACAAAAAAAAGUGAAGGUGAUUUAGCUCCGUAGAGUGCGGUCACUUAUCCUUGUCGCUUUGAG
Amoebophrya sp. A120 is the source of this 808-nucleotide messenger RNA. The record is from the annotation of a GenBank genome assembly. Lineage: Eukaryota; Dinophyceae; Syndiniales; Amoebophryaceae.